Messenger RNA from Haliotis rufescens (red abalone), 7071 nucleotides. Its product is annotated as DNA (cytosine-5)-methyltransferase 1-like. The record is from RefSeq and is a predicted model, not a curated record. The transcript has 36 exons. The coding region runs from base 69 to 4925 and encodes 1618 amino acids. Gene Ontology annotation, molecular function: DNA (cytosine-5-)-methyltransferase activity; chromatin binding; DNA binding. Gene Ontology annotation, cellular component: nucleus. Lineage: Eukaryota; Metazoa; Mollusca; Gastropoda; Lepetellida; Haliotidae.
UGCAAAUAUUUUGCGGGAACGUGGUGGCGCGAAAGAUUGUGUCACACACUGAGAAGAAGACGAGAAAAAUGCCGGGUAGAACAGUGCAACCUCCCCAGCUGUCCGACAGCAUCAAGAGAAAGCUUGGAGAGUUGGAUGAAGAACUCAGUGAAGGGGAUAUCACGCAGAAGGGCUACCUAAAGAAGAAACACAGAUUGUUUGAGCCAUUAUACACGGAUGACAUCCGACAAAAGGUCCAGGAGUUGGACGAGGAGUUGAAAGAUGAAAGUGUCACAGAGAAAGGAUACUUCAAGAAACUGGAGAAGCUUCUGGACAGUUUUAUGACUGCUACACCGGAAGAAGUAGGAAAACUGAAAAAUGUUGAAGAGGAACAAGAAAAUGGCAGUUCAAAUGGCACUGAAUCCUCUGCGAAUGGCAGUACAGCAAGUGCGAACGGCAGUACAGCAAGUGCGAACGGCAGUACAGCAAGUGCGAAUGGCAGUACAGCAAGUGCGAACGGAAGUACAGCAAGUGCCAAUGGCAGUACAUCAAGUGCUAACGGAAGUUCCAGCUCGGCAAGUGCUAACGGAAGUUCCAGCUCUGCAAGUGCUAACGGAAGUUCAAGCUCCACAAGUGCUAAUGGUAGCUCCACAGCACCCAAUGGCAGCUCUGCAUCCGAUUCAACUGAAAUGACAGAAGAUUCAACCGAUGAUAAGGUUGAUGGCGUUGAAGUGAUGGAGGUCGAGGCGGACGAUGCAGAGGAGCACAUCAGGAAGAAGGGAGGAGAGAGUGACAAGGAGAAUGUUAGAAAUACACCUUCACGAAAAGGCCGAUCAAAGAAAGGCAGGAAGUCUCAGGGUGACGGUCAGCCCUCGAUAACCUCCAUGUUUGGCAAAGGACAAGGGUCAAAGAGGAAGUCCACAGUGGAAGAAGAAAAGACUGAAGUGAAAUCUGAGGAAGAGACGGACCAAAAACGUAUCCGAGUCGAUGGCGAGGAACAAAUGGAGGAUGAUAGGGAGGUUGUUGAGGUGAAGGAGGAGACUAAGCCAGUGACCCCCCGGGCGGUGAUUCCCAUCAAAUGUCGGGAGUGCAAACAGCUGCUGGACGACCCUGAUCUCCGACUGUUUCCUGGGGACCCAGAUGAGGCGGUGGAGGAGUGUGUGGGGCUGUUUGACCCCAAGCUGUCCCUGUUUACUGGGGACGAGAUGGUGGCGGAGAGUGACGAGAGGCCAACUCACAAGAUCACAGACUUCAGUAUUUACGACAAGAACACCCAUCUCUGCCCUUUCGACUCCGGCCUGAUCGAGAAGAACGUCAUGCUGUACUUCAGUGGGGUGAUCAAGCCCAUCUACGACGAGAGUGUCACCCCGGAAGGUGGCGUGAGGUGCCGCAAUAUGGGCCCCAUCAACGAAUGGUGGACAACUGGUUUUGACGGUGGUGAGAACGCCCUGGUUGGGUUCAGCACGGCGUACGCGGACUACUUCCUGAUGGCCCCGAGCGAGGUUUAUGCUCCCUUCAUUGACACCAUGAAGGAGAAGGUCCACAUGUCGAAGGUCGUCAUCGAGUUCAUGCAGAACAAUCAAGAUGCCAAUUAUGAAGAUCUGUUGAACAAGAUUGAGACAACUGUUCCGCCGACUGGUCUGACCAAGUUCACGGAGGACGAGCUGCUGAGGCACGCCCAGUUCGUAGUGGAUCAGGUACAGAGUUACGAUGAGGCUGCAGACGAAGAUGAAGGCUUCCUGAUCACCACACCCUGCAUGAGAGCUCUAAUCAAGCUUGCUGGUGUCACUUUGGGGAAGAGGCGAGCGAUGCAAAAACAAAUGCGAGAGCCCAGAGUGAAGAAAGAAAAGCCCAAACACACCAUGGCAACGACCACACCGCUUGUGCGCAAAAUCUUCGACAGCAUGUUCAUGGAGCAGAUCGAGGAGAAGGGAAACAUGGAGGCACGGAAGCGGCGGUGUGGGAUCUGCGAGAUCUGCCAACAGCCGGACUGCGGGGACUGCACCGCAUGCAAGAAUAUGAUCAAGUUCGGAGGAUCUGGCCGCUCAAAGCAGGCUUGUGUGAAGAGGAGAUGCCCCAACAUGGCGGUGCGUGAAGCCGAUGAUGAUGAUGCGGAGGAUGGUGACGAUGUGAAGCAGGAAGCCAUCGAAGUUCCCCCAAGUCCAGCUAAAAGGCACAAGACUGCUUCAUCCAAAACAAAGACUCAAAUAAGAUGGAUUGGAAAUUGCAUCAAGGAGACGGCAUCCAAGAAGUUCUUUUCAGGAUUCCUGUUGAAUGGAGAAGAGGUGAGAGCUGGUGACUAUGUGUCGGUGAAGCCAGAUGACCCCACCACACCCUUGUACAUCUCCCAGGUGCAGUACAUGUGGGAGACAUCCUCGGGGGACAUGAAAUACCACGCCCACUGGUUCAUGCGGGGCAGUGAGACGAUGCUGGGGGAGGCAGCAGAACCCAGGGAGCUGUUUGUUGUAGACGAGUGUGACGAUUCUGACCUGGAUGUGAUUGUUACCAAGGUCAAGGUCGUGCACCAGGAAGCUCCAUCAGACUGGGCAAUGCUGGGGGGAGAGGAGGUCACGAACACCAUGGACGAGGACGCAUACUUCUACCAGAAGUGGUAUGACCCUAUCCUGGGUAGAUUUGAGGAUCCCCCAACCUACGAGAGAACUGAGGAGUUGUUCAAGUACUGCAGAAGCUGCAAGCGUCUCGACGAACAGCGAAAGAGAAUAUCUACAUCAGUUGGCGAUGUGAUUGAGUCAGUAGACAAGAAUGUCAACCGCCUCUACUACGAGAGUGUGAAGAAGAACGACACUGAGUACAAGAUUGGAGACUCUUGUUACAUUCUUCCUGAUGCGUUUGACUUCACCGUCAAACACGCACCUGUCAAGAAACCAAAGUCGGAAGGCAAGGUCGAUGAGGAGUUGUACCCAGAGGCCUACAGGAAGUCGUCGUACAUCAACAUCAAGGGCUCCAAUGAACAGUGCCCUGAGCCGUAUCGUAUUGGCCGCAUCACACAGAUCUUCUGCAAGAAAGCAGGUGGCAGCAAGCUGGUCAAUCUAUCCGAAAUCAAGAUCAGAGUCGCAAAGAUGUACAGACCAGAAAACACCCACAAAGGACUGCAGGCAACAUACCACUGUGACCUGAACAUGCUGUACUACACCGAGGAAGAGGAAGUUGUCGACUUCAAGCUGGUUGAGGGGAAAUGCCAGGUUGUGUAUGGAGGCAACAUCACCACUUCCCUUGACGACUACUUCGAGAGUGGACCAGAUCGAUUCUACUUUAAUGAGUCCUACAACAGUGAGAGUAAGACAUUUGAGGAGCCACCAUCAAAAGCUAAACUCAUGGGAGGCAAGGGAAAGGGGAAAGGCAAGGGAAAGGGGAAAGGAAAGGGAAAGUCUGCCGCAGAAGACUCAGAUCAAAAGGAGGCAGAAAAUGUUCAGGUCCACCGCCUCCGAACCCUUGACGUGUUUGCUGGCUGUGGAGGACUCUCUGAGGGCUUUCACCAGGCAGGUAUGGCGGAGUCACGAUGGGCCAUAGAGAAGGAGGAGCCAGCCGCUCAGGCGUUCCGCCUCAACAACCCCGGCUGUACGGUGUUCACGGAGGACUGCAACUUGCUGCUCAAGUGGGUCAUGGAGGGUGAGAAGUGUGACACUCAUGGCCAGCGGCUGCCCCAGAAGGGGGAAGUAGAGCUGCUGUGUGGGGGACCCCCAUGUCAGGGCUUCAGCGGCAUGAACAGAUUCAACUCCCGGGAAUAUUCCAAGUUCAAGAACUCCCUGAUCUCCUCAUACCUGAGCUACUGUGACUAUUAUCGUCCACGGUUCUUCCUCCUGGAGAAUGUUCGUAACUUUGUCAGCUUUAAACGCAGCAUGGUACUGAAACUAGCGCUGCGCUGUCUUGUCCGCAUGGGGUACCAGUGCACGUUCGGCGUGCUGCAGGCGGGAUGCUACGGCGUGUCACAGACCAGACGCAGAGCCAUCAUCCUGGCCGCGGCCCCCGGGGAGAAACUACCCUUCUACCCCGAGCCUCUCCACACCUUCACCCGAAGAGCCAUGCAGUUGUCCGUCGCUGUAGACGACAAAAAGUUUAACUCCAACAUCACCCGAGUAACAUCAACACCAUUCCGCACAAUCACCGUGAAGGACACCAUGUCCGACCUCCCAGAGAUCCGCAACGGAGCCAAGGCCGAGGAGAUCAGCUACAAAGGCGACCCACAAACACACUUCCAGAAAAUGAUCCGUGGCAAGCAGCACCAGCCAAUUCUGCGAGACCAUGUGUGUAAGGAGAUGAGUGCACUAGUCCACGCCCGCAUGCAGCACAUCCCCCUGGCCCCAGGGUCCGACUGGCGGGAUCUGCCCAACUUGGAAGUCAGGCUGUCAGAUGGAAACAAGACAAAGAAACUAUUGUACAGCCACAAUGAUAAGCGCAACGGCAAGGGGCCGAAGGGAAUGUUGAGGGGUGUGUGCACCUGCGCGGAAGGGAAGCAGCCGUGCGACUCAAUGGACAGGCAGUUCAACACUCUCAUCCCCUGGUGUUUGCCCCACACUGGCAACCGACACAACAACUGGUCCGGACUGUACGGCCGCCUGGAGUGGGAUGGAUUCUUCAGCACAACAGUCACCAACCCAGAGCCUAUGGGCAAACAGGGCCGAGUGCUCCACCCUGAGCAGCAUCGCGUGGUGAGCGUGCGGGAGUGUGCCAGGUCACAAGGCUUCCCCGACACAUACAGAUUCUUCGGCACAAUCCUGGACAAGCAUAGACAAGUUGGUAAUGCAGUGCCGCCUCCCAUGGCCAGGGAAAUCGGUCGUGAAAUCAAGAAAUGUCUUGUAUGGAAAACGCAGCAGGAGAAAAGCCAGAGUAAGGUGGAAGACAUCGAGAUGGAGGAGAAACCGGAAACAGCAGCAGAAGUUCCCAAAGUAGAAUCCCCUAUUAAAGCCGGGUCUUCGAGAUGCUAGUCAGAAACAAGAAGUACAUUUGACUGAACAUAUCCCACUGUGACGCAUUGGUCAGUUUAAUUUGGCACUGAUCUCUGGUGCCGUCAGGGCACAUAGCUUUGUGGAAGUGGAUGCCAGCUCGCAUGCUGAUGACGAGAAAAUCUUAUUGGCCAUGUUAAGUGCUCUGUGUGCUUGUGUAAUUGAGUUGGUACACAAUUCAAAUUAAUAAGACAAUGAUGUGACCAGGGCCCCGUUCCACAAAGCGAUCUUAGCGCAACAAUGAUCGUAAGCCUAUGUUAAAGUAUGGGACUUAGUGCUAAGAUCGCUUUGAGGAACGGGGCCCUGAACCUCGGGAGGACAAUCAAUCCUGGGCAUUAUGGGAAAGGAACAGUCAGUAACAAGCAUGACAAAUAGGAUGAACAGCAAAAUUCUGUUUCAAAUGACAGGGAUUAUCAAUAUUCUCGAAGCUGUUUUGAUGCGGAGUUGGUUCCCGUCAGCUGUUUUGGUCCACGAAUAAAGGGCUCUAAUCACAGAAACACCCUCGUGAUCAUUGGUCUGAUCAACGUCUAUGACCUGUAUCUAUAGGGCUGACACUCGACAUCAAAUACUGUCCUUAAACACAGCUUGGGAUCUGAUAUGGUAUUUAAAAAUAAUUUGUGAUAAUGAAGGCUUUGAAAGUAAUUGAGUUUAAUUGUGCAGAAUGUCUUUUCUCUUUUACAAGGAACAUUGCAUUAGCUCAUCGAGACUGAGACAUUCUAUUCAUCACGUUGUCCUCACAUGCGAGGUGUUUGCAAAAAUUUGUUUUUAUCGAACUUGACUAUAUCGUGUAAGUGUUGACUGUGUAUCAUAGCGAAAAAAGUUUGACAGCUACAGCAUUAUUCACUCGGCAUGCUCAGUUGUUAACCUACUAUGUUGGAUCUACCUCUUGUGUUACACCAUGAAUGCAUCUGUAUGUACAGCUCAUCUUAUGUCAUUUUCAUAUCUUUUUUUAUAUACAUUAGCAGUCUCUGAGGGGUGACACAUUGAUCUCAUUUGCUGCUAGUUGUAGUCCAGAGUUGCCUCCCUUAGCUUUGCCAGGAUAUGCUAGUUCAGAUCCCAUAUUUGUCAUGAUCGUGAUAAUCAGUCUGUCGGCUAAUACAUUUUCUGGGUUUCACAUAAAUGGUUAAAGUCUACGACUUACAUCACUUUAGACUUCUUCCUAAAUUUCUUAAUCCUUCAGCUGAAUUCAGUUGGUAUCAGUAUUCAAAAAGAAUCUCUUUUAUAUUGAAGCAAGGUGAAUUCCAGGGACCACACGGUAUUCGCACUACAUUUGCAUGUAUCUGACACGUGUGAUGUACUUAUGAUACUGACAGAGAUUAGUAUAUGCAGAGAAAUGUGCCCUGGAAAAAUGCAGUUGGGUUGAGGACACAAAUUUAAGUUUGCUUCAUUAUUUAGUUGCUGCUAAUUGCAACUGUUAUGCAUGACAGCAGCUUGCACCAUUUGGAUAAUAAUGGAAUGAAACUAGCUACGACAGUGAUUAAAGGCACUCUAACGGAUAGCAUGGAAUCCUUCAGAGACUGGAUUUUUACUCAUCAACAAAAUUAAAGAUCUUUUUAGUAUGUUUAAAUCAAUGAAAAAAAGUUAUUUUUAAGACAUAAAUAAAAAAGGAAAAAUAUUUCAGAUAUUUAACUUUUAGCUAUUUUAUUGUAAAUAGAACCCCUACACCAUGAUUUUUAAGUUUAGUGGCAUCAACACUCAUGGUCUUGUGUACUGUAUAAUAACAUCAAGACUUGUCUAAAGAACAAUUGUAAAUAAGCUCAAAUGUAUUUGAUGUUCAUAGUGCUCUGUUGUUCUUCAGAUUCUUCAUUUUCAAAUGAUUUUAUUUCUCGUGCAUUUAAAAUUCAUUUCUGUCAAAUUCUAUACAUAUGUAUAUUUAAAGCAUCUUGUUCAUUUACCAUGUUUAAUUUUAGUACAAAAGUGAUAUAUAUAUUUUUACAGUGUUUGAAAUGCAUUGGUUUCAUACGUCAGCAUGACAGUACCGAUAUGCAGAACAAAAAUACAUGUUUUCUAAACUUGCUGAAGACAUAUUGUUUGGUAUCAUUGGAAAGAUUUGAAUGUCUUGACAUGAAAUUAUACUUGUACAUUCUUAUCUAACUUGUUCUGUAAUAAACUACAUACUCUUAUUUCA